Molecule: messenger RNA, 1470 nt
Organism: Alternaria burnsii
Lineage: Eukaryota; Fungi; Ascomycota; Dothideomycetes; Pleosporales; Pleosporaceae
Exons: 1
Coding region: 1-1470 (489 amino acids)
Source: RefSeq, a predicted model, not a curated record
AUGCGGCUCAUGGAUCACAUAGGCCUUGGAUUGAUCGCUAUCUGGCUGCUAUCCCCAGUGGGCGGUCGAUCCUCCUUUCGACAGAUAAGCGUUGGUCCAACGAGCGUUGUCGAGGAUGUGGUAUUUUCCCAUGUCGUUCCUAACUCUAACGUCUGGACACCCGACAUCCCCAUCUCCAAGAUACAAACGGAUAGUCUCUACGUAGCUGGCAUCAUGACGCCGGAAGCAAGGGGAUAUUCACGUGAUGCUUGGGGUCACAUUAAAGUACCUAGGAUCGAAUACUACGAGGGUACAUCAACUCCUGAAGACGAAGGCUGGUACAAGACGGCAAAAUUUACUCUGGACUUGGACUCUUACUCUUCCUUCAUUGGUAUUACUAUAGGCGGCAUCGAUUCGGCGGACUUUUUCGACUAUUUUACCACAGUGCAGGUGAUGUACUUCAGUCUGAUGUGCGACCCGUACCUUGGGCAAUCUCGAUUCGUGUUCAAUCAGUCAACGUGGAUAGGACAUGUAUUCUGGAACAACUACACCACAGCAACCGCCGAACCACCCCCUCAAGAUCUCAAUCCCUUUACCUUCGUCGUCAAGAGAGGAGAAUUUCCCUUUUUGAAUUGUACGGCCAAGACAGUAUACGUCGAAGUGGGAGUUACCUGCCCUACAUACACCACCUGCUCUGCCUCUCGCGUUAGACGCUCUCGCCACGAACAUCCACCGACCGACCGCACUCGUCUAGGAUGGUUCCUUGGUAUCGGGCCUGGGAGUCCAUUGUCGGUCAACAUGUCCAAACCCGUCGGAUCUGAUGAUUAUGCUAGUCAAAAGAACGAACCGGCGAUUAAUCUCUACUCUAGGAGUUGGAUCGGCACCCCAAAAAAUUACAUGGCAACAGCGCCUGCGAACGCUUCCGAAAUGUCUUAUGAGAAGUUGUCGAUACGUCUUAGUCAAACACUGAAUGCGUAUUGGUCAACCAUGUACUGCAAAAACUCGCUUGUGCGCCGUUUCAACGAGACAACGCUUCCGCCCGAUGAUAAGAGGAUCUGGUCUUACCAAGAAGAGAGCUAUCAGGGCGAGCCGUCCAGGGAAACCUACUUAUUCGCAGAAACGUGGCCAAGCACGGGCACAAAACGAAGUAAUGUAGCAGUCUUCCAAGCACAUUACGGCUGGGUCGUUGCGCUCAUCGUGUCCUCGGUUGUCCUCAUCACAGCGAGUUUGAUCCCAUUUUAUGUCCGGACUUGGCUGUCGCACGGCCCGGAUGUACUUAUGAAUGUUUCUAGUUUGGCGGUAAGGGAUAAUCCAUAUGUGGCGCUGCCGACAACGGGAACGUAUCUCGACGCGGCGGAUCGGUCGCGGUAUCUGAGGCAUCUGCAGGUGAGGUUUGGUGAGGUUGGAGGGCAAGUCGGGAUAGGGAAGUUGGUAAUUGGAAGGGCGGAUGGGGAUGUUAGGGUGUUGAGAAGAGGGGGGAAGUAUAUGUAG